This is a messenger RNA of Scophthalmus maximus (turbot), 1110 nucleotides long. RefSeq names its product peptidylprolyl isomerase H (cyclophilin H) (gene ppih). Gene Ontology annotation, molecular function: peptidyl-prolyl cis-trans isomerase activity. The record is from RefSeq and is a predicted model, not a curated record. The transcript has 9 exons. Bases 120 to 653 code for a protein of 177 amino acids. Gene Ontology annotation, biological process: protein peptidyl-prolyl isomerization; protein folding. Gene Ontology annotation, cellular component: intracellular membrane-bounded organelle. NCBI's taxonomy places the organism in Eukaryota, Metazoa, Chordata, Actinopteri, Pleuronectiformes, Scophthalmidae.
AUAUCGCCACUGGGCCACCGUAGGUCUGAGCGGCGCUCAUGCUGGAUGUUCAAAUUAUUCGCGUGCACUCAGUCAAACUGUAUACUACCUAAAUUUAUAAACGCGAGGGAAUUAUCACCAUGUCUGUUCAAGUAACAAAUCCUAACAACCCCAUAGUUUUCUUCGACAUCACCAUCGGAGGGCAGGAUGUCGGACGGAUGAAGAUCGAGCUGUUUGCCAAUGUGGUUCCAAAGACGGCGGAGAAUUUCCGGCAGUUCUGCACUGGAGAGUUCAGGAAGGACGGAGUCCCCAUUGGUUUCAAAGGCUGCACGUUCCACAGGGUGAUCAAAGACUUUAUGAUACAAGGAGGGGACUUUGUAAAUGGCGAUGGAACUGGUAUCUGCAGCAUCUACAGAGGUCCAUUUGCAGAUGAAAACUUCAAGACCAGUCAUUAUAUGCCAGGUCUUCUGUCCAUGGCAAACAGUGGUCCGGGCACAAAUGGUUGUCAGUUUUUCAUUACCUGCGCAAAAUGUGACUUUUUAGAUGGGAAGCAUGUCGUUUUUGGAAAAGUGGUCGAUGGUUUGCUGGUAAUGAGAAAAAUUGAGAAUGUCGCCACGGGUCCCAACAACAGGCCCAAACUUCAAAUCCUCAUCGCACAGUGUGGAGAGAUGUGAUCAGCUUUGUCCACAACACCAGUGUAAAAACUACUCAGCCUCUGUACAUAUGAAGCAGUGUCAAAUUGUUGCUUGAUAUACCUCUGCAAAUACCAACCAAUAUCCUUCUCCUGUAGGGACGCUUUCUCCCAUAAUGCAUAUUGAAAGACAUUAUAAAGUUAUGUACUUUUAUUUUGGCCAUUUCUUGAGUUUGUUAUUCAUAACCCCAGGUUGACAGCUGCAUCCGAACCAAAAUAAGAUGACUCACAUGUCAGGUCGGUGUGUUAAUACUGAGAGAAUGUGAUAUUGGUUUGGUUAAAAUUCAUUUGGUGAAACCUCAUGUUGAGCACUGUGAUUGAGAUAAUUUGUGUAUCGGAUGACAAAAAAAACCUAAUAAUUUUGUUAGCAUGUGGAAAAAAUUGCAUUCCUAAUUCAAUCACACUGUAUUAUGUAUUAUCAAUAAAUUUUUACAAUUUUA